Messenger RNA from Aspergillus oryzae RIB40, 1050 nucleotides. RefSeq lists its product as uncharacterized. The transcript has 2 exons. The record is from RefSeq and is a predicted model, not a curated record. Lineage: Eukaryota; Fungi; Ascomycota; Eurotiomycetes; Eurotiales; Aspergillaceae. Bases 1 to 1050 code for a protein of 349 amino acids.
AUGGAAUCACCCCGGACAAACGACACCCUUUCAGCGUCGGAAAGAAAGCGUAUGCGAGAUAGGAAGGCCCGAAAGGUUGCCAGAGAAAAACGGGAUACCCGAAUCAAAGCUCUGGAGGAUCGUGUGACUUACUGCAAGAGGCAUCAUGGAGCUGUCUGGGUGCAACAUAUAAUGGCAGCAAUGGAAAAUCUGCAGCGCGAGAACCAAAUGCUGCGCGAGCGCCAGGAACGUCUCCACGCCAUAUUCUCGUCGUGGGAACAGGAUGAGACCACUCUUCAGGCUACGCGUGGUGACAUGAUGCCGAUACGCAUUGAUCCUUCCAAUGCCUCUGCUGACCCUCUCUCUACCGAACAACCACUAAAUAUUGGCGUAAUUAAUAGAGAUGGGAUGCCCUCACAGGGAUCACGCUCUUCUCAUUCAAACCCAGCCAGUCCUCUGUUCCCUUCGGAAACAGCGUCAGGGUCUAUCCCCGCAUGGUCUCUGACCCCGAUUAAUGAGUACGGUCACAUAUCUCCGCCUCUACCGGCAACAUGCCUUUGGCUGGCACAUCCAGACCAAAUCGCCGCUUCUCCAUCCCUACCCUCCCCGCUCGACUUGCUCCACGGUACAAGACGAAACUUCUUGGCUGACAAAAUCAGCCAAGCCAUCCGAGUGCGAGCCAUCCGGGAUCCGGAACGUUUGGCAAGCGGGUGGCUGAUCUACGUCUUUAGCAAAUGGCGAGCGACCCCAACUAUGGCGGCCUUUUUGCACAUCCCGCCGUUUCUGCGGCCUGUCCUACUGCAGAUACAGCGCGGUCAUCCCGCCGCAAUAGACCUCUUUGUCUUUCCCCAAAUACGGAACAAUCUCAUUAAGAGCUGGGAUAAGUAUGACUUUACAGAGGUAGUUGACCAUAUGUCAUGUUGCCAGAAGGUACGGUGGCCCUGGGGCGAAGACAUCCUAGAGCGCGACGGCCAAGACAAUCUACAUAUCAGAAGGGAAUUUCUUGAUGUGUUUACGCGUGAGAGUGGGUGGGGCCUCACACCAGAAUUCGUAUUGCCAAGUAUUGGCUGA